AUGGGUAAAAAAUGUUUAGUGGCUUUGGAUGGAUCGAAACAUUCAAAUAAUGCAUUGGUUUGGACUCUUGAGAAUUUGAUUCAGCUUAAUGACAAUAACAAUGACGAAGAUACAUUAAUGUUGUUAAGUGUUGGUGUUUUGUAUAAUGAUAAUGAAAUAUCAUCGUUUGAAUAUUCUGCUGUUACAAGAAAUUUAUUAAAUGUUGAGAAUGAUACAAAAAUUGAAAAAGCCAAGAAAUCAAUACUACCGUCUGUACAGUCCUCAAAUUUACCAAUUAUUUCAAAUCCUCCAAAAAUUCAACUAUUCUUUAAUUCAAGCUCUGAUCCAGCUAAUUCUGUAAUUGAUUUCUCAAGACAAAACAAAGUUGAUGUAUUGAUAAUAGGUCAUAGAGGUUUAUCAAGGCCUGAUUCAUCAAAUUUGGGCAGUGUAGCUCAAUGUUGUCUUCAUUCUGCUAAUUGCACCGUCAUAGUUACAAGACUCAAAUCAUGA
Molecule: messenger RNA, 489 nt
Organism: Entrophospora candida
Lineage: Eukaryota; Fungi; Glomeromycota; Glomeromycetes; Entrophosporales; Entrophosporaceae
Source: the annotation of a GenBank genome assembly